This is a messenger RNA of Syzygium oleosum, 1136 nucleotides long. Its product is annotated as ankyrin repeat-containing protein ITN1-like. Gene Ontology annotation, molecular function: protein binding. The record is from RefSeq and is a predicted model, not a curated record. NCBI's taxonomy places the organism in Eukaryota, Viridiplantae, Streptophyta, Magnoliopsida, Myrtales, Myrtaceae.
AUGGAGUCCGAGCUCUACCAAGCUGCCGUGAAAGGAAAUGUGCCUUCUUUUGCUUGAGUUGCUCGCAAUAUAAAUAAGCUGCUGCUCGACAGAAUCAUGACUGGGAAUCACUCCGAGACUCCUCUACACAUUGCAGCCAUGCUUGGACACUUGUAUUUCGUGGAAGAGGUCCUAGCUCAGAAGGCCGAGCUGGCAAGAGAGCAAGAAUCUGAGAGUUCGGCCCCUCUUCAUCUCGCGGCAGCAAAAGGGUACCAAGAAUCUCAGAGUUCGGCCCCUCUUCAUCUCGCGGCAGCAAAAGGGUACCUUAACGUAGUGGCGAGCUUGUUAAGAGUCAGCCCUGAGAUAUGUUUCGUCUGUGACAAAUACAAAAGAAACCCUCUUCACGUCGCAGCCAUGAAAGGGCAUGUAGAUGUGUUGGAACAGUUGGUUCGAGCGAGACCUGAUGCAGCCCGUAAUAUCGUUGAACAUGGCCAGACGAUCCUCCAUUUAUGCGUGAAGCACAACAAACCGGAAGCUUUGAAGUUUUUGAGAGAUAUCUUGGGUGAUGAUCGGUUCAUCAACUCGAGGGACGAAGAUGGUAACACAAUUUUGCAUUUGGCUGCUGCAUAUAGACAAACUGAGGUAUGUUCAUACAACCGAGCCUCUGCGCUAUUUAAAUUUAGUGAGCUUAUCAACAACAAAAGGCGGUUUUAGGAAACAUGAAUGUCCUAGAAAUAUUCGGAAGCUAAAAGAUAUCCAUUUACAAAUUACACAUGGUAUGAUAUUUGGAAAAGAAUUCAUUGGUCUAGAUAAUUAACUAAAACUUUAUACUUCACGCUAAAUUCUUACUAAUUUUAUCUAGAGUAGAAGCAACAUAAAACCAGAGAUAACAGAAGAGAUUCAACAAGGGAUGAGUUCCCCUUUUGGAGGCAUCAAAUAAUAGUCACAAACGCUAGAGAACUGCAAAACGCUAGGAGCAAAGUUAAUCUUGAAAUAUAUAUAACAUGGGCUUGUCUUGUUCAAACCUUACACCAAUUGGUAACAUCUGUUGUUACUCCUCUUCAGACUGUUGACUUCCUGAUUAAUAAAGGAGCAAACCUCAACAUUAUGAACUCCAGAGGCUUCACAGCACUAGGCCUAUUAGCACAAGGCCAAAG